Molecule: messenger RNA, 2119 nt
Organism: Ochotona princeps (American pika)
Lineage: Eukaryota; Metazoa; Chordata; Mammalia; Lagomorpha; Ochotonidae
Gene: GALNT11
Product: polypeptide N-acetylgalactosaminyltransferase 11
Exons: 12
Coding region: 168-1994 (608 amino acids)
Biological process (GO): regulation of Notch signaling pathway
Cellular component (GO): Golgi apparatus
Molecular function (GO): Notch binding
Source: RefSeq, a predicted model, not a curated record
GCCUGUGGCGGCGGCCACCUUUUCCCGCCGGGCAGCGCCGCCCCCGCGGCUCCUGCCCGGCUGCGGCGGGAGGGACGAUGCCACAGCGCCAGUCCCGGGAGGCCGCGCUCCUGGGCUGCUGGUGUCGCGGAAAUUGAAGAUGGCUGUUGAGUUAUGCUAGGUCUACGAUGGGAAGUGUCACAGUUCGGUAUUUCUGUUACGGGUGCCUUUUCACUUCUGCAACCUGGACAGUUUUGCUUUUUGUUUAUUUCAACUUCAGUGAAGUGACACAGCCACUCAAGAAUGUGCCCAUCAAGGGGUCUGGACCCCAUGGACCUUUUCCAAAAAAAUUUUAUCCACGCUUCACUCGAGGCCCAAGUCGAGUGUUAGACACACAGUUCAAAGUGAACAAAAUUGAUGAUGUGAUAGAUAAUGACAUUGAAGAUCCAGAAAAAGGCCACUUGAAAUUCUCUUCUGAGUUGGGUAUGAUUUUUAAUGAACGUGAUCAGGAGUUGAGAGACCUGGGCUACCAAAAACAUGCCUUUAACAUGCUGAUUAGUAACCGCUUGGGCUACCAUAGAGAUGUGCCGGAUACAAGGAAUGCAGCAUGCAGAGAAAAGUCCUACCCAGCCGACCUGCCUGUCGCUAGUGUCGUUAUUUGUUUUUACAAUGAAGCGUUCUCUGCCUUGCUCCGCACUGUGCACAGCGUCCUGGACCGCACGCCAGCACACCUUCUCCACGAGGUCAUCCUUGUUGAUGAUGACAGCGACUUUGAUGAUUUGAAAGGAGAACUAGAUGAAUAUGUCCAAAAAUAUCUCCCUGGAAAAAUUAAAGUAAUAAGAAAUACAAAGCGUGAGGGGUUGAUCCGGGGAAGAAUGAUCGGAGCAGCCCAUGCCACAGGAGAAGUCCUUGUGUUCCUGGACAGCCACUGCGAAGUCAAUGUGAUGUGGCUGCAGCCCUUGCUGGCGGUUAUCCGCGAGGACCGGCGCACCGUGGUGUGCCCCGUCAUCGACAUCAUCAGUGCCGACACGCUGGCCUACAGCUCAUCCCCUGUCGUGCGUGGAGGGUUCAACUGGGGCCUGCACUUCAAGUGGGAUCUCGUUCCGCUUUCCGAGCAGGGAGGAGCAGAGGGUGCCACUGCACCUAUUAAGUCGCCCACGAUGGCUGGAGGAUUGUUCGCCAUGGACAGGCUCUACUUCAACGAGCUUGGACAGUACGACAGCGGCAUGGACAUCUGGGGAGGAGAAAACUUGGAAAUAUCAUUUCGGAUCUGGAUGUGUGGAGGUAGACUCUUCAUCAUCCCUUGCUCUAGAGUAGGACACAUUUUCCGGAAAAGGCGACCCUAUGGAUCUCCUGAAGGCCAGGACACCAUGACCCACAACUCUCUGAGGCUGGCCCACGUCUGGCUGGAUGAGUACAAGGAGCAGUAUUUUUCUUUAAGACCUGAUUUGAAGACCAAAAGUUACGGAAAUAUCAGUGAACGUGUUGAGUUGAGGAAGAAGUUGGCCUGUCACUCCUUUAAAUGGUAUUUGGACAAUGUUUACCCAGAGAUGCAGAUUCCAGGGCCCAAUGCCAAACCCCAGCAGCCUGUCUUCUUCAACAGAGAGCCAAAGCGCCCCAGAGUGCUGCAGCGUGGCAGGCUCUACCAUUUCCAGACCAACAGGUGUCUGGUGGCUCAGGGCCGUCCAAGUCAGAAGGGCGGCCUGGUCGUGCUCAAGGCCUGUGACUAUGGAGACCCCAAUCAGGUCUGGAUUUAUAAUGAAGAACAUGAAUUGGUUUUAAAUAAUCUCUUGUGUCUAGACAUGUCAGAGACUCGCUCAUCAGACCCACCACGGCUCAUGAAGUGUCACGGCUCUGGGGGGUCCCAGCAGUGGACCUUUGGGAAAAAUAACCGGCUGUAUCAGGUGUCUGUUGGACAGUGCCUGCGAGUGAUGGAUCCGCUGGGACAGAAAGGCUCUGUUGCCAUGGCGAUCUGUGAUGGCUCCCCCUCACAGCAGUGGCAUUUGGAAGGUUAAGGUCCAUAUCUGGGCCAGAAGGGUGAUCCACUGGGCUUUGCCUGCUCCGGCAAGGGAGCACCUCGCUGCUGCUGCGCGGAUGCAGGGCAGCUGCUCUGGAGGGGGACCGUCUGCUCGGAGCCCGG